AUGGAUGAAACAAUGGAAAAAGAGAACAAUGUAACUAACAAUAUUAAAAUCGAAGAUAAUUAUAAGACCGAUGAUGAAUGCGAUGAGAUCGAUCAAAUACCAAUCACUACGACCACUACAAAAAACGCUUUGAUAACGACCAUGCUUGGCCCAUGCGAAGUGUAUCCCCAUCGGGUUAAAGUAUCCAUCGUAGGGGUUGGAAAGGUUGGAAUGGCAUGUGCAAUCGCUAUUCUCAUGAGGAAAAUGGCGAGCGAGAUCUGUUUGUUCGAUAAAGAUGGAAGUAAGGCUAACGCUGAGGCCGAGGACAUUCAACACGCUGGAAUCUUCCUUGGAAAUCCUUUGGUUACCGGUACUUCAGACGUAAGCAUGCUGCAAAAAUCAACCGUGGUUAUCAUAACAACUCCAGAAAAACGUUUCAACGAAGAACCAAACGUUAAAGAUAAUUUAGAGAUUUUCAGAAAGAUUAUACCACCAAUAGCUAAGUUCGUUUGCAAUGCAGUUUUAUUGAUAGUUACCGAGCCAGUCGAUGUAAUGUCUUACAUUGCCUAUAAAUUCUCCAAAUUUCCUCCAAAUCGUGUACUUGGCGUUGGUACACUUCUAGACAGUGCAAGAUUUAAAGAUUUAAUAAGCCAAAAAAUUGGAAUAGCACAGUCGUCUAUUAAUUGCAUGAGUAUUGGUGCGCAAGGAUCUAUGUCUGUUCCAAUAUGGUCGAGUAUCGAUGUGGCAGGUCUUAAAUUAAGAGAUAUAAAUCCUCGAAUGGGUGAGCCAGAUGAUCCAGAAAAAUGGUAUGAAGUUACAGAAGCAAUUCAUCAAAGUGAUAAAAUAUUGAACGAAAAGAAAGGUGAAAAGGGUCCAAAUUGUUGGGCUGUAGGUAUCUGUACAGCUGAGAUAGUCGAUGCUGUUAUCAGAAAUACAAAAAUCGUCUUACCAGUUUCCACUCAUAUACGUAAUUGCAGUCAUGGUAAGGAAAAAGAUGUUUAUAUGUCAGUACCCUGUGUGAUUGGCCGAGAAGGUGUUCAUUGUACAGUACGACAAAAAUUAACCGAUCAAGAAAAAUUAGAGGUACAAGCUUGUGCCGAUAGUAUUAGAAAUACAUUACGUGAAUGUGGUAUUUUACAAGAAAUCUAUGAAGAACUUGAGAAAUAA
Vespa velutina is the source of this 1146-nucleotide messenger RNA. RefSeq names its product L-lactate dehydrogenase-like. Gene Ontology annotation, biological process: carboxylic acid metabolic process. The record is from RefSeq and is a predicted model, not a curated record. Gene Ontology annotation, molecular function: oxidoreductase activity, acting on the CH-OH group of donors, NAD or NADP as acceptor. The coding region runs from base 1 to 1146 and encodes 381 amino acids. Lineage: Eukaryota; Metazoa; Arthropoda; Insecta; Hymenoptera; Vespidae. The transcript has 7 exons.